This is a messenger RNA of Histoplasma capsulatum G186AR, 1314 nucleotides long. Its product is annotated as monocarboxylate permease-like protein. Gene Ontology annotation, molecular function: transmembrane transporter activity. The coding region runs from base 1 to 1314 and encodes 437 amino acids. The transcript is spliced from 3 exons. Gene Ontology annotation, biological process: transmembrane transport. NCBI's taxonomy places the organism in Eukaryota, Fungi, Ascomycota, Eurotiomycetes, Onygenales, Ajellomycetaceae. Gene Ontology annotation, cellular component: fungal-type vacuole membrane. The record is from RefSeq and is a predicted model, not a curated record.
AUGGAGCAAGUGCAGCUUGCGUCUGCAACACCGAAACCGAAACCGAAACCGAUGCCAAAUCCCAAACCCGAGGAUGGCGCUCAACAAGAAGACAUCAUGGAGAGUCCCUCACCAUCUCUUCCGGCGGAAGACUGGUUCGCCUGGUUGCAAGUUCUAGGGGCUUUUAGCCUGAAUCUGAAUACAUGGGGCCUCAUGAACGCCUACGGAGCCUUCCAGGCCUUCUAUGAACUUGAAUUGCUGUCCUCGAGGUCAUCCUCGGACAUCUCAUGGAUUGGCUCGACGCAGGCGUUUCUCAUGUUCAUCAUCUCGAUGGUCGUGGGACCGAUCGUCGACGCAGGCUAUCUGCGAUCGCUGCUCGGGAUGGGAUCUCUCCUCGCCGUGCUCGGCCUUUUCAUGACGAGCCUGUGCAAUGAAUACUGGCAGGUUUUCCUCGCUCAGGCCAUUACCAUGGGCCUGGGCUUUGGCUGCCUUUACGUGCCUGCUCCGACGAUUGUCUCGCAAUACUUCCAUGCCAGCACUGCGCUUGCGAUGGGCGCAUCUUCAGCCGGUAGUGCCCUCGGCGGCGUCAUAUAUCCGAUCAUCUUCACACGUCUCCAGCCGCGGAUAGGUUUUCCCUGGGCGACUCGAGUCCUCGGGUUCAUCGUGCUGGCAACACAGCUCGUCCCAUUAGUCCUCAUGAAAUCCAAAGCCAGCCCCACAACGAAGUAUAGCCUGGUCGAUAGGACCGCGUUCAGAGACGUGCCGUUCAUCCUGCUAAUCACCGGCCUUAUCUUCGGCUUCAUGGGCUUCUACAUCAUCUUCUACUACAUCGAGCUCUACGCCUACCAAGAAAGCAGCACUCCAGCGCGCCUCCAGUCCUACCUUCUCGUCAUCAUCAACGCCAGCUCCCUGCCCGGCCGUCUCAUCCCGGGCUACUACGCCGACAAGAUGGGGUCCAUCAACGUGCAGACCAUCGUCGCCUUUACCGGUGCCCUCUUGACCUUUUGUCUCCUUGCCAUCAAAAACGCCCCGGGCCUGGUGGUCUACUGCGUCAUCUACGGGUUUUCCGCCGGCGCCUUCAUGGGAUUACCCGCUGCGGGGGUGGUGAAUCUCUCAGCGGAUAAGGGAAAAAUUGGUGCCCGGCUGGGAAUGACGUUAGCUGCUGUGGGAUGCGGUGUCCUCGUGAGCAACCCUAUUGCGGGGGCUAUUCUGGGCGGCAGCGGGGGCUGGGUUGGCCUCAUUGUAUGGUGCGGCGCUCUGCUUACGGCUUCAUGUAUUAGCAUGGCCGCGAGUAGGAUACGCAAGAUAGGCUUUGGGUUUAAAAAGGUGAUAUGA